Messenger RNA from Xiphias gladius (swordfish), 3285 nucleotides. RefSeq names its product growth arrest-specific protein 2 (gene gas2a). Gene Ontology annotation, molecular function: cytoskeletal adaptor activity; microtubule binding; actin filament binding. The transcript is spliced from 9 exons. Gene Ontology annotation, cellular component: actin filament. NCBI's taxonomy places the organism in Eukaryota, Metazoa, Chordata, Actinopteri, Istiophoriformes, Xiphiidae. Gene Ontology annotation, biological process: actin crosslink formation. The record is from RefSeq and is a predicted model, not a curated record. Bases 372 to 1397 code for a protein of 341 amino acids.
AGCAGCGUGCUGCGAGUGUGUGUGUGUGUGUCUGUGUGUGUGUGUGUGUGUGUGUGUGCGGUCAGAUCCUUGUGCAAAUGCGCAGGGAGAAAGACCUCCCCGGUCUACACUGGCUCAGUGUUUUGGAGCCUAACCUGUGGGUCGAUGCACCGCUGUGAAAAGCAUGAAAAGUGGGAUCCAGCAGUUCAGAGGACGAGUGAAAGGAAGGUGCGCACCAACGAGCUGAACCCUCAGGGUGGAGCAGCAAGUUCAGCAGAUGGUACAUGCCACCUAAAGCCUAGCAGAGUGGUGGUGCUGGCCGUGUUUUUGGCCUGAGGCUGAAGAGGUCAGGCUACAGUGUGGUGAGAGGAACCAGCUGUCCGUAGGGCACCAUGUGCAGCUCCUUGAGCCCCAAACAGCCCAGUGGCCCUGGCCUCACAGACAUGCAGCAGUACCACCAGUGGCUGGCCAGUCGACACGAAGCCAGCCUGCUGCCCAUGAAAGAGGACCUGGCCCUGUGGCUCACUAAUAUUCUUGGUCUGGAAAUCACCGCUGAGAGCUUCAUGGAUCGCUUAGACAAUGGCUUCCUGUUGUGCCAGCUGGCUGAGACACUACAGGAGAAGUUCAGGCAAAGUAAUGGAGACCUGUCUGCCCUUGGCAACAGCAAGCAGAGCAUUCCAUAUCGGAGGAUACCAUGUCGGCAGAGCGCUCCCUCCGGCUCUUUCUUUGCCCGGGACAACACAGCUAACUUCCUGGCCUGGUGUCGUGAGGUUGGAGUUGGAGAAACAUGUCUGUUUGAGUCAGAGGAUUUAGUUCUUCACAAGCAGCCAAGGGAAGUGUGCCUCUGUCUUUUAGAGUUGGGACGGAUAGCAUCACGGUACAAUGUGGAGCCUCCUGGCCUUAUAAAACUGGAGAAAGAGAUUGAACAAGAGGAGAAAGCGCCUCUACCUCCUCCAUCACCUGUAUCUCCGGCUCAACCCCUCCUUCCAUCUCCUGCUUCAUCUCCUUCCCCAUCUCCUUCCCCAUCUCCUUCCCCAUCCCCGACCCCUCCCAAAGUGACUUCAAGCAAGAAAAGUACAGGGAAGCUGCUGGAUGAUGCUGUGAGACAUAUCGCUGAUGAUCCCCCCUGCAGCUGUCCAAAUAAAUUCUGUGUAGAGAGACAGUCGCAGGGCCGAUACCGUGUUGGGGAGAAGAUGCUCUUUAUCCGGAUGCUGCACAACAAGCACGUGAUGGUGCGUGUUGGCGGAGGCUGGGAGACCUUUGAGAGCUACCUGCUAAAACACGACCCAUGCCGCAUGCUCCAAAUCUCCCGGGUGGAGGGCAAGACGUCCCCCGUCAGCAGCAAGGCCCUCAACAUCAAGGACCUCACCCCUGACAGCUACCUGGUGGUGGCAGCGCACUACCGCAGCAAAAAGUGAAGUCAUGAGGCUGAAAAGUGCCAUUAAUAAAAGGACACAGAGGAUGACUUCUUUCUGUUGUUAUCUCCGUACUUAAUGGACAAGGCUAUCUAACAUAUGCCUGUUUUUAUAAAUAUUGUGGCUACAGACACAGCAGCAUUCAUGGAAAGCUCCCUUGUGUAAUAGUAAUACUUGGUUUUGUUUUUUUCGAGAAUUCAGUCAGAUGUAUGUUUGUGAUCAGAUGAAGCCUGGAAUCACACAAGUAGGCCCUUAACAUUGAAUUUUAUGUAGUUAACUGGCUACAAGUGAAGCUGUACGUUUUUGUUGAGAGUUGUUUUUUUCAGUCACUAAUUGUAUUUUAAGCGAUUUACAGUAUCACUUAUAGUAGGUGGGCAUUUUCAGUUCUUAGAGCACGUGCUCCUUUAAUGCAGUCAUCCAGGCCGACGGUACCUGUCUGCAUUUGCAUAUGUUAAAAACAGAACUUUUCUGAAUGAAGUUAAGUAAGUGGUGGAGGUCUGAGGACCUUCGGGAAGCCUGUGUUCCUUGGAAUCCUUGUGUGUGUGCAAUGGCAGACAUUUGUCAUUUGGCUGAUGCCUUACGGUACAUUAAAUACAUGGGUGGUUCUAGUGGACACCAAACUCAAGCCUCAAAUUUAACUUUCUUCUAAUGUCUUCUUAUGGCAUUAGAAGUGGACCCUUACAAUCCAAAGUAAUGAAAUUAACCAAAUAUUUACAUAAUAGUCCAUUGUAUAGUAUUCUUAUAAAAACUACCACAUCUCUCCUAGAGACCAAACAUUGGUCAUAAAACAUAAUGUUUUUUUUCUUUAUUAUGUAUUUCUUACUAGGCUACCACAGUGACGCAAUGCUUAGAUUGUUCACAUAUUGAAUAACUAUUCUAUGCAAUGCAUUUUUAUGCUAUUAUCGUUUUUAAUAAUUAUUCAUUAUUAGGAUAGCUCGUUUUAUAUAAUUUGUAUUGCAAGAACAUGGACAAUCACCUCUACAAGAUGUAGUAUGUAGUUAAAUAGAACCUCCCUGAUAAUAAUCCAGAUUUACUCAUUUGAGGUUCUGCAGUUCUUUGAUUUGUUAUAUGCUACUGACCUCUAGAGGCAGUGCAGUCAUUGAAAUCUGAGGAGUAAUCUGUUUCCUAGGUUUAGAUUCAUGCAAUUAAGACACAUAAAUAACAACAUUAUUAUUAAAUGUGUUAAUUUCUACAACUUCCUUGAAAAAUGAAUGUGGGCCUUAUGAGAACAGUGGCUAUGCAGUGUAACCCACAGGCUUGUAUGUGCGGUAAAUACGUCCAGUUUGUUUUUAGAUGUAAAAUUCCAAUAAAUUCUCAAAACUUGAAUUUUCAAAACUUGAAAUAUCUUUGACUUUUCAUAUUCAAAGCAUUUCUGGGUCAGCUGUUUAUCUUGCUUUUAUCACAAAUAAAGCUAAAAACAAACCAAAAACGACACAAAAAGCAGGAUGUAUGACUUUCAAGUGUUUAGUGUGCUCAGGUCCUGUUUUAUACACUUAACCUGAAACCAGUGAAGGCUCACAUAAUAUACAACUAAGUGUAAAUAUGUAUUAGCAUGCAUAAAUCUCAACUACAGUAUGUUGCAAAUUUUUUAUCAAUCAUUUAAACCAAAUCAAAAUCUUAUCCUAACUUGGUUCAUCUUUCUAUUUGACUGUAAUUCCACACACAAAAUCCACACAAGAGUAGCAGAAAUGUGAUUUAUUGUAGCAAAUAACAUUGGCUUUCCUGUUCUACAAAACGAUGAGAGCACCGGAAGCGUGUAAGGAUCAAGUGAAGGCUCUGAGAAAUGCAAUCAAUUAAGCUAGUCAAAGUAAAGAUUUCACAACAGACACACUUCACUUAUUCUCUCCUUCAUUUUCUUCACUUCUCCAUUGUAGUCGACAUGAAUCUCUCU